Molecule: messenger RNA, 312 nt
Organism: Dichomitus squalens LYAD-421 SS1
Lineage: Eukaryota; Fungi; Basidiomycota; Agaricomycetes; Polyporales; Polyporaceae
Exons: 2
Coding region: 1-312 (103 amino acids)
Source: RefSeq, a predicted model, not a curated record
AUGGCGCGAACUUCUCAAGCCCACAAGGGCAUCGGCGCAACUGUUCAUGGACAGCACCAAGUCGGAGUAUGGAUACAAUAUAAAGGGUUUCGAGCACGCACUCUUCAGACCACUAGGUUGCAAUCUGCUCGUUCCAACCUGACGGCUAGUAUCGUCGACGAGUUUCUCGCCGACUUGGAGGCCUUAACAUUGACCAUUACCGGUGUCACAAUGGUUGACGUGAGAAUCGUGUGUGGGGGACUGGACAGAUUCGCGCACAAUACGGCCUCAACCACGGGCUCCGCUUCUACGCAGCAAUCAAAUAUCUCAUAA